Molecule: messenger RNA, 3100 nt
Organism: Equus caballus (horse)
Lineage: Eukaryota; Metazoa; Chordata; Mammalia; Perissodactyla; Equidae
Gene: DHX32
Product: DEAH-box helicase 32 (putative)
Cellular component (GO): intracellular anatomical structure; spliceosomal complex
Molecular function (GO): helicase activity; RNA binding
Source: RefSeq, a predicted model, not a curated record
UGAGGGUAGCGUCCCCGUCGCCGGCUGUAGAUUGGGCCCUUGAGGCCUGGUCGGACGGUCGCGCCCUCCCUGGAGGCCCUUGCGCCCCCGCCGGGGCCUGUGCCUACGCCUUCGGGGCGGGGCCUGCGGGCGUUCCGUCGCCGUCGCGAGGCGUCCGUCGGUCCGUCGGUCCGUGCGUCCGGGGAGCUCGGCCUGCCCGGCGGGGAAGGGUGGCCGGGCCUGUGCCUCCCUCCCUGGACUCGGGAGCCGCCGCUGCAGCGUGGUUUUAUUGACAGUCACUUAAUACGCUAAAGAGUGCUGAGGUGAGCCAGCACCCUAGGUAACGCAGCAAAGAGUAGAUGUGGUUUUGAGGAAUUGAGCCUGCUGAAACCUUGGACUGAAGUCUCAGAGAUUGGGCCAUCUGAGUUUGUAUAAAUAGACUUUUCAACCCUGAUUGCGGUGGGUUAUUGGUAGGAGAAACUUGAUUGUGGAAUGUCAGCUGCUUAAGCUCGCUCCUGGACGAGAUGGAAGGAGAACUGGAACGUCUGAACUCUUCCUCCGAAAAACGCUAUUUCCCCGAAUCCCUCGAUUCCAGCGAUGGGGAUGAGGAGGGGAGUUUGGCUUGUGAGGAUUUGGAACUAAACCCUUUCGAUGGAUUGCCGUAUUCAUCGCGUUAUUAUAAACUUCUGAAAGAAAGAGAAGAUCUUCCAAUAUGGAAAGAAAAAUACUCCUUUAUGGAGAAUUUGCUUCAAAAUCAAAUUGUGAUCAUUUCAGGGGAUGCUAAAUGUGGCAAGAGCUCUCAGGUUCCUCAGUGGUGUGCUGAAUAUUGCCUUUCCAUCCACUACCAGCACGGGGGCGUGGUAUGCACACAGGUCCACAAGCAGACUGCAGUUCAGCUCGCCCUACGAGUAGCAGACGAAAUGGAUGUUAACAUUGGUCAUGAAGUUGGCUAUGUGAUCCCUUUUGAGAACUGCUGUAGCAGCGAAACAAUCCUGAGGUAUUGUACUGAUGAUAUGUUGCAGAGAGAAAUGAUGUCCAAUCCUUUUUUGGGUAGCUAUGGGGUCAUCAUCUUAGAUGAUAUACAUGAAAGAAGCAUUGCAACUGAUGUGUUACUUGGACUUCUUAAAGAUGUUUUACUAGCAAGACCAGAACUGAAGCUCAUUGUUAACUCCUCACCUCACCUGAUCAGCAAACUCAGUUCUUAUUAUGGAAAUGUGCCUCUCAUAGAAGUGAAAAAUAAGCACCCUGUGGAGGUUGUGUACCUUAGUGGGGCUCAAAAGGAGUCUUUUGAGUCUAUCUUACGCCUUAUCUUUGAAAUUCACCACUCUGGUGAGAAGGGUGACAUUGUAGUCUUUCUGGCCUGUGAACAAGAUAUUGAAAAAGCCUAUGAAAUCGUCUGUCAAGAAGGAUCUAACUUAAACCCAGAUCUUGGAGAACUGGUGGUGGUUCCUUUGUAUCCAAAGGAGAAAUGUGCGUUGUUUAAGCCCCCUGAUGAAACAGAAAAAAGAGGCCAAGUUUAUCAGAGGAGAGUGGUGUUAACUGCUAGCUUUGGGGAAUCUUUGAUCUGGAGCAACACAGUCAAAUUUGUUAUUGAUGUGGGUGUGGAGAGAAGAAAGGUGUACAACCCUAGAAUCCGAGCCAACUCGCUUGUCAUGCAGCCCAUCAGCCAAAGCCAAGCAGAGACACGCAAGCAGAUUCUUGCUUCAUCGUCUUCAGGAAAACUUUUCUGUCUGUACUCUGAAGAAUUUGCCUCCAAGGACAUGCGGCCCUUUAAGCCAGCAGAAAUGCAGGAAGCCAACCUAACCAGCCUGGUGCUUUUUAUGAAGAGAGUCGACAUCGCAGGCUUAGGCCACUGCGACUUCAUGAACAGACCAGCACCAGAAAGUUUGAUGCAGGCUCUGGAAGACUUAGAUUAUCUGGCAGCCCUGGACAACGAUGGAAAUCUGUCUGAAUUUGGAAUCAUCAUGUCAGAGUUUCCUCUGGAUCCACAGCUCUCAAAGUCUAUCUUAGCAUCCUGUGAAUUUGACUGUGUAGAUGAAAUGCUGACAGUCGCUGCCAUGGUAACAGCUCCCAGCUGCUUUUCACAUCUGCCGCGUGGAGCUGAGGAGGCUGCCUUGACUUGUUGGAAGACAUUUUUACAUCCUGAAGGAGAUCACUUUACGCUCAUCAACAUUUACAAGGCCUACCAAGAUGCAACUCUGAAUUCCACCAGUGAGCACUGUGUUGAAAAGUGGUGUCAUGAUUACUUCCUCAACUGUUCUGCACUCAGGAUGGCAGACGUUAUCCGAGCUGAACUCUUAGAAAUUAUCAGGCGCAUCGAGCUGCCCUAUGCAGAACCUGCUUUUGGCUCAAAGGAAAACAGUGUGAACAUAAAGAAAGCGCUUCUGUCCGGCCACUUCAUGCAGAUUGCUCGGGAUGUUGAUGGAUCGGGUAAUUACUUGAUGCUAACCCACAAACAAGUUGCUCAGCUGCAUCCCCUGUCUACUUACUCCAUCACCAAGAAGAUGCCAGAGUGGGUUCUCUUCCAUAAAUUCAGCAUAUCUGAGAACAACUACAUCAGGAUUACCUCAGAAAUAUCUCCUGAACUAUUUAUGCAACUGGUACCACAAUACUACUUCAGUAAUUUGCCUCCUAGUGAAAGUAAGGAGAUUCUACAGCAAGUAAUGGAUCACCUAUCAACUAUCUCAGCAAUGAAAAAGGAACAGAAAAUGUGUGAGCAGUGCCCUGAAACUACUGAACAAAGAUGCACUAUACAGUGACUCUUCAGAACCUCCUACGCAAAACACGAUGUGCAAUAAAUAUCCCAAAGUCGGCCUAACACUUGGUCCACCAGAGCAACGCGCAGAUAUUCGACGUGAAGAAGGGUAUCAUACCCCACGUGGGAUAGUCUGGAAAAAUAACACUGUAUAUUAUUUAAAAAUAAAAAAACAGAAGUUUUUAUUGAGUUCUUUAAAUUACUACUCCAUGUUUUUCUUCUUAUUGGGAAAGUUUUUAAUCAACCGUUCAUAAUUUGACCAAAAUUCAAAAACAAAGAUAUUUUGUAAAUGUGUCACAGACACAGGUAACAGAACCCUACUUUUUGUAGAGGACCUUAAUCUGAAUAAAGUCAGAAGUUUUUCAA